This is a messenger RNA of Trichophyton benhamiae CBS 112371, 3573 nucleotides long. RefSeq lists its product as uncharacterized. Gene Ontology annotation, biological process: endonucleolytic cleavage of tricistronic rRNA transcript (SSU-rRNA, 5.8S rRNA, LSU-rRNA); maturation of SSU-rRNA from tricistronic rRNA transcript (SSU-rRNA, 5.8S rRNA, LSU-rRNA); ribosome biogenesis. The record is from RefSeq and is a predicted model, not a curated record. Gene Ontology annotation, cellular component: nucleus; 90S preribosome. The transcript is spliced from 4 exons. The coding region runs from base 1 to 3573 and encodes 1190 amino acids. Gene Ontology annotation, molecular function: GTPase activity; U3 snoRNA binding; GTP binding. NCBI's taxonomy places the organism in Eukaryota, Fungi, Ascomycota, Eurotiomycetes, Onygenales, Arthrodermataceae.
AUGGAGGAGCAAUCCAACAGACCCCAUCGGAAGUCCAAGGAGAAGGGGAAGAAGAAGGAUCAUGGAAGUCCUAACCCCAAGGCGUUUGCUGUCAAUAACCCAGGGAAGCUGCAGAGGCAGGCAGCUAGGUCCCAUGAUAUAAAAGAAAAACGGCUACAUGUCCCACUCGUGGAUCGCCUGCCUGAGGACCCUCCGCCAAUUAUUGUCACAGUCGUUGGUCCGCCGGGAGUUGGGAAAACUACUCUCAUCAAGUCGUUGAUCAAACGAUACUCGAAACAUUCACUUACUUCGAUCACCGGCCCUCUGACCGUCGUUACGUCGAAAAAGCGAAGGCUUACCUUUUUAGAAUGUCCCUCCGAUUCUCUAGCGAGUAUGAUCGACGUCGCAAAGAUCGCCGAUAUUGUGUUGUUAAUGAUAGACGGAAACUAUGGAUUUGAGAUGGAAACCAUGGAAUUUCUCAAUGCUUUAUCUGCAAGUGGAAUGCCCGGAAAUGUUUUUGGUAUUCUUACGCAUCUCGACCUAUUCAAGAAACAAAGCACCCUGCGUACGGCAAAGAAGAGACUAAAACACAGGUUCUGGAGCGAGUUAUACCAGGGCGCGAAGCUCUUCUACCUUUCUGGAGUCAUUAACGGGCGCUAUCCAGAUCGAGAGAUUCAUAACCUUUCGCGAUUCUUGUCGGUCAUGAAGAACCCGCGACCACUUAUAUGGAGAAACUCACAUCCAUACUGUUUAGCGGACAGGUUCUUGGACAUAACGCCUCCCACCCUCAAGGAAGAAAAUCCAAAGUGUGAUAGGACUGUUGCUCUCUACGGAUACCUGCGAGGCACUAACUUCCCGGCUAUUGGUGCAAGGGUACAUGUUCCGGGAGUCGGGGAUCUUAGCGUUUCUUCCAUUGAAGCUCUGCCUGACCCAUGUCCCACGCCUGCUAUGGACCAGGCAAUGGCAAAAGCAGCGGGAAAGAACGGAAGAAAACGAUUAGGCGAAAAACAGAAACUUCUCUUUGCUCCCAUGGCAGAUGUUGGUGGUGUUUUGGUUGAUAAAGAUGCCGUGUACAUCGACGUCAAAACCAAUACGUUCAACAGGGACGAUGACAACGAACAGGCUGAAGAAAGGGGCCUGGGAGAGCAGAUGAUUAUUGGUUUACAGGGAGAAAGAAAACUGCUGGGAGAUACUGCCGCUGGAGUCAAACUGUUCAGGGACAGCGGUGUUGCCGCCACCAUCAACCCAGAAGAAACUGAGAAUCUCGGAAGAAACGAGAAGAGGAAAGCCCGGUUCAUUGAGGGCGAUGAUAAUGCGCAUGACCUAGAAGAGGAUGAGGACGAUGGACUAGAGAGCGCGGGGGAAGAUGAAGACGAAGAGCAAUAUGGAAGCGAUAUAGAAGAGGAAUCGGAUGACGAAGUAUCCGGCGCCGACUUUGCUGCUAAGUUCCGAGAAAAACAGAAUGGAACUUCCUGCAGUAAAAACGGGGAGGACCUUGCGUUCGCUGAUAGUGAUUCAGAUCUUGGUUCUAUAUCAUCAGUUGAAGAUCAAGAACUUGAAAGUGCCCCCAGUGACUACGAGGAUGAAGAGGACGAAGAUGGAGAAACGCGCUGGAAAGAAAAUUUGGCUGCCAAUGCAAAGACGAUGUUUAGCAAGAAACCCCCUUAUCGAGUAGCUGAGCUUACUCGUAUGCUCUACGAUGACUCGGUAAACCCGGCAGAUGUAGCCCGUCGAUGGAGUGGCGAAGAUGCUAUGGAAGAAGACCAAAGGGAUGAUGAGGAUGAAGCCGACGGCUUUUUCAAAAAGACGAAUGCCGAAAAAGGGGUUCUGGAUGACCGUAUGAUUCCCGUUUACGACUAUGACGAACUGGAGAAGAAAUGGCAGGAUCAGGAGAAUCUAGAUGCGCUGCGUCGACGUUUUGCGAGCGUCAAGUUCUCUAAAAACAGGUCUGGCAAGGAAGGAUCUGGAGAUGAUGAGGAUGAUGAAGAAGAAGGCGGAUUUGGAGACUCAGAUUCUGAUGACGAAGGAGAUGGAGCAUUUGCAGAUCUUGAAACCGGCGAAGUAUUCGGCGGCGAUAGCAAAGAUAAUGAAGAGGAAGAUGAAGAGGAAGAGAGCGAGCCCGAAGACCUUAAUGCCGAGCGUGAACGUAACGCCAGGCGAAAAGAGGAAUUGAAACUUCGUUUCGAAGAGGAGGACCGAGAAGGCUUUGCUAAUUCCAAAGACGGGGCGAGGGCUGGUGGGCAGUCUCAAAACGAAGAGCAGUUUGGCGAAGAUGAAUGGUAUGAUGCACAAAAGGCUACUCUUCAGAAGCAAGCUGACAUCAACCGUGCUGAAUUUGACGCACUUGAUGCACUGUCGAGAGCACGAGCAGAGGGCUACAAAGCUGGAACAUAUGCUAGAAUUGUACUAGAGAAUGUUCCCUGCGAGUUCUCUGAGGGUUUCAAUCCUCGAUUCCCAAUCAUUGUUGGAGGUUUGGCGCCUACUGAAGAUCGAUUUGGCUUUGUCCAGGUCCGAAUUAAGCGUCAUCGUUGGCAUAAGAAGAUCCUGAAGACGAAUGAUCCUCUUAUCUUCUCGCUGGGCUGGCGUCGAUUCCAGACAAUGCCAGUCUACAGUAUCUCAGACUCUCGAACUCGCAACAGGAUGCUGAAGUACACACCCGAGCAUAUGCACUGCUUUGGUACCUUCUACGGCCCCCUGGUUGCCCCUAACACGGGCUUCUGCUGUGUUCAGUCGUUUUCGAACAAGAACCCUGGAUUCAGGAUAGCUGCCAGCGGUGUCAUCCUAAGCGUUGACGAAAACACUGAGAUUGUCAAGAAGCUGAAGCUCACCGGCCAGCCUUACAAGAUUUUCCGAAACACGGCGUUUAUCAAGAAUAUGUUCAACUCGUCUCUUGAAAUUGCCAAGUUUGAAGGAGCCGCUAUUCGUACCGUUUCUGGUAUUCGAGGUCAGAUUAAACGUGCCCUGAGCAAACCAGAUGGCCAUUUCCGUGCCACGUUUGAGGACAAGAUCUUGAUGAGCGACAUUGUCUUCCUUCGAACCUGGUAUCCCGUCAAGCCUGCCCGUUACUACAAUCCAGUAACCAAUCUCCUUGACUACAAGGACUCUGAAACCGGCACAGGAGCUACCUGGCAAGGCAUGCGUCUUACCGGAGAAGUCCGUCGAGAUCUGGAUAUUCCUACCCCGCUGGAGAAGGACUCUGCCUACCGCAAAAUUGAACGGCAGACCAGGCACUUCAACCCCCUGAAAGUACCCCGACAGCUAGCAGCUGACCUCCCGUUCAAAUCCCAGAUCACAAAGAUGCGGCCGCGCAAGAAGGAGACGUACUUGCAGAAGCGCGCCGUUGUCCUGGGUGGGGAAGAGAAGAGAGCCCGCGACCUCAUGCAGAAGCUCACUACGCUUCGAAACGAGAAGGUUGCCAAGAGACAAGCUGCUCAGGAAGAGAGGCGGAAGGUCUACCGGGCAAAAGUCGCGGAGAACCUGGAGAAAAAGGAGGCUCGAGAGAAGAAAGAGCGAGAUGAGUUCUGGAGCCGGGAAGGCAAGAAGAGGAAGAAUGAAGCAGAGGGAGGUUCGAGCAAGUUUAAGAAGAGGAAGUGA